GUCUCGGCUCCCUUAGCAAUGGCCAAGGAUGAUGAUCAAUCAAACACACCUCCUCCUCCUCCACCCUCUAACGACUACCACCCUGCAAACUCCAUCAGCAAUAUCAGGAACGAAGUUCCGGAAAUUCUUGACCGUGACAAAGGGAAUUAUGGUAGUUGGGUUGAACUCUUCGAGAUACAUUGUCAUUCCUGCAAUGUUAUCGAUCAUAUAGAUCCCAAAUCACCUCGUCCUACGGACCUCACCUCGGCGCAGUGGAACCGCCUUGACUCAAUUGUGAAAAAGUGGAUUUAUAAUACGAUUUCUGCAGACCUACGAAGCACGGUGUAUUACAAGAACGCUACGGCACAGGAAACUUGGGAUAGGCUCGCUAAUAUUUUUCAAGAUAACGGAGAAAUUCGUGCUAUCUAUCUUGAAAAUCAAUUUAACAAUCUUUUUGUUGAGAAUUUUCCAGAUGUGUCUUCUUAUUGUCAGAAGUUGAAGGAACUCAAAGAUCAACUAGCCAACGUUGGUCAGCCCGUGUCCGAAAGAACUUUGGUGUUAAGUCUUUGUGCAGGAUUAAUUGACUCAAAUUAUGAUGGCGUGGCUCAGUCCAUCACUCAAAUUUGCCCUCUUCCCGGAUUUGAUGAAGCAAGAUCAAGAAUUUUGUUAGAAGAGUCUCGUAAAUCGGCAAAAGACAACUUCGGGCAAGCUUUUCUUACGCACACAAACAACACCACCACCACUACCACCGCGGAAGCCGCCCAGCAGCAGCAACAGCCACCGCAACAGCACGACAGGGGUGGUGGUGGCGGUGGACGUGGCAGCAGCAGCAAAGGGCGGGGUGGCAAACCCAAAGGCAAGGGCAGAGGCCGUGGUCAGCAACAGCAGAACCAAACGGCCCAGGCCCAGCCACCCCACCCAACCAAAAAGGCCUAACACAGCAGCAACU
Molecule: messenger RNA, 928 nt
Organism: Chenopodium quinoa (quinoa)
Lineage: Eukaryota; Viridiplantae; Streptophyta; Magnoliopsida; Caryophyllales; Amaranthaceae
Exons: 1
Coding region: 19-915 (298 amino acids)
Source: RefSeq, a predicted model, not a curated record